Molecule: messenger RNA, 1534 nt
Organism: Cutaneotrichosporon oleaginosum
Lineage: Eukaryota; Fungi; Basidiomycota; Tremellomycetes; Trichosporonales; Trichosporonaceae
Biological process (GO): anaphase-promoting complex-dependent catabolic process; positive regulation of ubiquitin protein ligase activity; positive regulation of anaphase-promoting complex-dependent catabolic process
Cellular component (GO): anaphase-promoting complex
Molecular function (GO): anaphase-promoting complex binding; ubiquitin ligase activator activity; protein binding
Source: RefSeq, a predicted model, not a curated record
CCAUCAUCAUCCUCAUCUUCUCACAACAUCUAUAUCCUCCACCAUGGCCCACGACGAAUCAAACCCAUUCGUCCGCAAGUCGGUGACGCCAAAGACGCCUCGGAGCAAGCGCGAGAGCGCGAGCAUAACGGCGCUUCGUGAUGGGCUCGGGCGCAUGAACCUCGAUGGCGCGGGCGAGUUCGUCUCUGACGUCCCAAAGCGUCGGGACCGGGAGAACCGGGGGCGCGAUCUCGACCGAUUUGUCCCCUCGCGCGGCUCCUCCCUCUCCUCGACCUCGACUCCCUACCACGAUCUCUCGGCCGAACUCUCCUCUACCGCCCCCAAGUCGCGCAUCCUGAGCUUCCGCGCCGCUCCCCCCUCGGCGACGCACGCCACCUCCCAUCUGGACGCGCAGCGCGCCUACCUCCUCCACUCGUCCGCCACCGCGAACCGGGGGACGGGCGCCUCCUCCUCCGCGGCCCCCAAGAAGCGCACUCCACCCUAUAUGCCCGAACGCGUGCUCGACGCGCCCAACUUCACAGACGACUACUACCUGAACCUUGUGGCGUGGAGCUCCGCGAACCGCGUCGCGAUCGGCCUCGAAACGCUUCCGUACGUAUGGGACGCGGAGACGGGCGACGUCAUGGCCCUCGAAUCAGACUCGGAGGCCAUGGUCUGCUCCGUCUCGUGGAGCCCCGACGGCGCGUACCUCGCCGUCGGCAACGACGUGGGCGCCGUCGAGAUCUGGGACGUGGAAGACAACAAAAGAGUGCGCGUGAUGGGGGGGCACAAUGCCCGCGUCGCGUCCCUCUCCUGGAACGGCCAUGUGCUCAGCAGUGGGUGCCGGGACGGCACGAUCUUCCACCACGACGUGCGUGUCGCGCAGCACAAGACGGCCGAGCUGCGCGGGCACACGGCCGAGGUGUGCGGCCUCACGUGGCGCGCGGACGGGCAGCUGCUCGCGUCGGGCGGAAACGACAACGUCGUCAACUGUUGGGACGCGCGUACCCUCUCGAGCGUCAUGGACGAGACGGCACGCCCCGUGCCCAAGUGGACGAAGCGGAACCACACCGCGGCCGUCAAGGCGCUCGCGUGGUGUCCGUGGCAGCCGAAUUUGCUCGCGACCGGCGGCGGGUCGCAGGACCAGCACAUCCAUUUUUGGAGCACGUCGACGGGCGCGCGCACGUCGUCGCUCAAGACCGGGAGCCAGGUCACCGCCCUCGUGUGGAGCCCGCACGCCAAGGAGAUCCUCUCCACACACGGAUACCCCGACAACAACCUCAGCGUGUGGUCGUACCCUGCCCUCACCAAGAUCUACGACGUGCCCGCCCACGAUAUGCGCGUGCUCGCAGCCGCGCUCAGCCCCGACGGGUGUACCGUUGCCACGGGCGCGGGCGACGAGAACCUCAAGUUCUGGAAGAUCUGGGAGGCACGCACGGUCAAGAAAGCCGAUAGCUCUACUGCGCCCUCGAGCCGCAUGCGCAUCCGCUAGUAGUGUGCUGUUCACGUCCCGCCUUUGUAAUCUUAUAACUUUUGUCAUGCAGCCAUUGUCCAG